This is a messenger RNA of Chelonia mydas (Green sea turtle), 921 nucleotides long. Its product is annotated as olfactory receptor 5I1. The record is from RefSeq and is a predicted model, not a curated record. NCBI's taxonomy places the organism in Eukaryota, Metazoa, Chordata, Testudines, Cheloniidae. Gene Ontology annotation, cellular component: membrane. Gene Ontology annotation, biological process: sensory perception of smell; G protein-coupled receptor signaling pathway. Gene Ontology annotation, molecular function: olfactory receptor activity; odorant binding.
AUGGCCCAGGGAAAUGACACUACUGUGACUGAAUUCAUCCUUGCAGGAUUCACUGAUCAUCCAGAACUGCAGGUUGCCCUCAUCCUCAUACUUCUGGUGAUCUAUGUUCUCACCCUGCUGGGGAAUCUUGGGAUGAUUGCCCUAAUGGAGGGACUUCACACCCCCAUGUAUCUCUUGCUCAGCAACUUGUCACUUGUUGACUUUGACUACUCCUCAUCCAUCACCCCCAGGGUGCUGGUGAGCCUCUCAAGGGAGAGUAAGGCCAUUUCCUACGCUGGAUGUGCUGCACAGCUGUAUUUUUUUCCUGCCUUUGCCACCACUGUGUCUUUCCUCCUUGCGGUGAUGGCCUAUGACCAUUAUGUGUCCAGAAAAAAUCCACUGCGCUAUAGGGACAUCAUAUGCAAGAGAUCCUGUGUCUGGCUUUUGGCUAGCUCCUACAUGGCUGGGGUUGUGAAUGCAACCAUGCUUACCAGCUAUAUGUUUAAGUUUUACUGUGGCCCGAACAUCAUCAAUCACUUCUUCUCUGACCUCUCUCUCCUUCUCAAGCUCUUGUGCUCCGACACCACCCUCAAUGAGCUCCUGCUCUACACCUAUGACAGUUCCGUGGAAGUCAUCUCUGUCAUUUUUAUCCUCAUCUCCUACAUUUUCAUUGUCAUCUCUGUCCUGAGGAUCCGCUCCGCGGCAGCCAGACGCAAAACCUUCUCCACCUGUGCCUCCCACCUGACGUCUGUCAUCAUCUAUGAGGGGACUUUGCAGUUCAUCUACUCCCGCCCCAGCUCCUGGUAUUCACCCAAUUCAGACAAUACUUCUGUGUUCUACACCAUAAUGAUCCCCAUGCUGAACCCGAUCUACAGUCGGAGGAACAAGGAUGUGAAAAAUGCUCUGAGAACAGCCAUAAACACCAGAGUCCUUGCUCAGUGA